UUCAAGCAAAGAUUGUUAAAAGAGCAGCGAAAGCAUGCAAACGUAUAGUACGCUUUAUUAUUUCGUGAGUGUUUUUGUAUUUAAUUUUUCUGUUGCUUUUAAUUAACAAAAACUAAACAAAUAUAAACUAGAAAAAAAACACAAAACAUACAAAAGAAAAUGUAUCUACACGAUAUAUAGUGGUAUUCAGCUAAAAUUGCAUAGAGCCGCUAAGAAGAAGAAAAGUGCAUUUUUCAAAAACAAAAGUAAUAUUUUUUUUAUUUAAUAUCGAUUGGAAGAAGGCAAACAAACAAACGACCACGGCAAACAAAAUAGAAAAAGUGAAUUAAAACAAAUGAAAUUGUGUGAUUAGUGAAGUGAAAAAGUAAAGGUUUUAUGAGAAGAAAAAAAAAACUAAAUAUUUUCAAAACCAAUUAAGUGAAAUUUAGCUGGAGGGAGUGUGUCUGUGAAAUCAAGCAGUAUUUCCAAUAAAUAUUAAUUGCAACAAAAAAAGGGGUUAAAUCAGCAAAACGGGCGUGAAUUUUUGUGUUUUAAAUUAAAUUUUUGAAAAUUAUCUGAGUCUCUUAGUUUUUCUAAACAACCUCGACUUUAAAAUGCGCAAUUAAAACGACCUUUAAGAGAAACCUUGUUUUGCAAUAAAAUUGAAAUUGAUAUUAGAACGACAACAACAACAGAAAUGAUAAAAAAUUAAAUAAAAAUGUAAUGAAAUACUUUUGAUAUUUUGAAAAUAAAGUAGAGCCAAAAGAAAAAAUUAAAAACAACAACAAACUGGAAGUUGAUACAUAAAACUUCCAUUGCAGCAACAUUUUGCCGACCAAACGACUGAACAGCAAACAGCAACAAAAACAUAAAACGGCAAAAACAAUAACAACAACAAACCAGUGAAUACAUAUCUCGUAUAUAUAAAGUGAUUACGGUAUUUCAACAAGUAUCUGUCAAAAACAAAAUAUGUAGUGGCAAAAAUACAAAAAAAAAACAAAACAAAUACAAAAACAACAAAAAAAUCAAAACAAAAACAAACAAAAUAACAAUAACAACAAAAAGGCUUAACCCAAAAAAUAACAACAACACAAAAAUCCUCACGGUAUUUGCCACAAAAAUUCAAGUGUUUGUCAAAAGAAAAAAAGAAAGAUACAUUUACAACAAAAAACAACAAACUAAACAGCAGCAGCUGCAACAUAAUUUUUGUAUUUUUCUUAAACAAAUUCAUCAUCGUCAUCACCUUUUAAAAGACGAACCUCUAACUUCAUCGUCCUUGAGUGCGGCACAUAGUUUGCGCGCACACACACGCACAUAUAACUUCAAAUACGUACAUAUAUUUCCCUCUAAACACCGUCAACCGACAUUCAUCAAACUCCUCAACCAAAUCAACUCAUCGUACUUUUACACUCGUCUUCUGCUUAACCUGUUUUACUUCAUAUUUUGUAUCUUUAAUCCACAUCCGUUUAAACAUCCAUCCAUCUAUCGAGCCAUCGGUACAUACAUACAUUGCAUUGCAACCUUUUCUGCAGUUGUUUAUUAUUAUUUUUUCUUGCUGCCUGCCUGCUGCUUGCCUUUGCUGCACAGCAUUGUGUACCCCUUUAUCAUGGCGAAAAUGAAUAAUUUUUCAACAACCACUGAAACGCUGCCCAAGAGUGGCCAUGUUACUGAAGUUUGCAAAGAAUGGCUAGUGAGGGAAGAUGGUGCUUUGGCCUAUAAGUUACAGUCCCAAGAAAUUAAUGAUUUCUAUAAAGGCAAUCGCACUCGUAAUGCGGUAGUACGUGAAGAUUUUCCCACAGCUUUACAAGAGCAAAUCAAAGAAAAAGAAACAGCAGAGAAGCAAGUGGAGCAAUAUAGAAGAAAACUAAGAGAACAGGAAGAGCAUGAUAAAAGAGUGGCCAAAGAAAUAGCUGAUAAGUUAGAGAGAGAUAUACAAGAGCAAAAGCUAAGAGAAUUAAAAGACAGUGAAAAAAUAGCACAACAAAUGCAGGAAAUCUAUGUUAAUCUGCCACCUGUACCACCGCCCUCCGCCAGGGAUAAAUCCAACAAGGUACCACCACCUAGACCAGCCAAAAGUUCUACUCUACAACAACAUCAUCACCAUCAACAGCAACAACCUAUAUCACCCAAUGGUUAUCGUAAUCCUAAUAGUCCACCAUUUCCUAUUGUUUUACAACAACAUCAUUUUUCCAAUAAUGAUGGCUAUGUAGGUUUAGCUUUACAGGCUACCCCAGCUCAACAACGCAACCACCAUCAACAGACGAAUAAUGCUCAACAUCACCAACAACCAAAAUCUCCUACAAAUAAUAGCAAUCAUUUAGUGGUAGGUGGUGGUGAUAAUAAUUUAUCACCAACACAGCUACAACAACACCAUCAUUCAUCAUCCCCAUAUCGACCUGGCUUAUUUGAAUCAUCUUCAUCAGCAUCAAUUGCUUCAUCAUCAUCGACAGGCUCGGCUAGCAGACGCCACAACAAUGUAUUUGAUUCUCAGCUAACCAUGAAUACAAGUUUUAAUUUACCACCCCCUCUAACACCCAAUUCACCACUUACACCUCUCACGCCCAAAACACCAACUCAUGCAUUUAUGCACACACCACCACCAUUGCCACCAAAUCACCCGGCCACUUUAACACCACCCACACCCCAUGCACAGUCAUCCACCACAAGCCACCCAGACAUUGAGGAAAUCAUAGAAUAUUCCGAUGUAGCCGAUAGUAUAAGACGUUAUGAUAUUACCAGAUCCCUAGAUACACCAGAUUCAUUACCACAGCACAUUACAUCAACAUCAUCCUCACCAGCACAUCACCAUCAACAACAGAGUGCUAAAAUCAAUCGUCUUAUGUCGCCAUCUAAUGAAAAUCUUUUAAAAAAUGAUCACAAAUUUCAGAAACUUUCACCGGAGAAGUACGAUGAAAUGGUGGGCAAUAUGAAUGGUUUGUUAAAUGGUGCCGGUGCUGCUGGUGGUAGUAGUGUUGCUGCUGCUUCUGUUGUUGCCAAAGAACGUCAGAUUCAGGAACAUGCUGACGAUAUAGAGUUAUAUGUUGAUCCUUGUGAUUAUGCCAGUUUGAAGGAAAUCGGUUUACCCAUGCAGGAAAUUAAAGAGAUGAGUGCCAAAUUGAAACAGGAACAGAAAGAUGCGUUAUUGGCCCGUCGUUUACAGGAAUUGGAAGUCCAUGAUGGCAUGUCCUUAGAGGAGAGAGAUCGUAUGUUGGCCAUCGAGGCCCAAGAUAAAGAAUUAGCCAAAAUGUUGCAAGAAAGAGAAAAAGCCAAAGCAAAACGUGCCAAAGAGAAGGCACGUCAACGUAAGAAUCAACAGAAGGAGCCACAAACUCUAACAAAUGGUGUACAACCACACAAUGGCCCCCUACAGCCAGUGCCCCAACAAGAUUAUAUGACUUCGUCAUCAACUUCCUCAUCGCGACACAGUCACACUCUGUCCAAUGAUGGUGGCAGUCUACAAUAUCAAAAAGAACCACCACAAGAAGAUCCAUUAGAUUUAGAAGCCUAUUCCAGUCCAAUAGAUGUUCUAAAACAUACACAACGCACACAAAAUGGUUGCCUAACAAAUGGCAGUUUAACACGUGACAUUGCCAGUCAACAGGCACGUCAUGCUAGUCUCAAUCGAGAAGAUGAUAUCUAUACACUGCCAGUGGAUAGUUGCCGUCCAGGACCGAGUACCAGUACUAGACCGGCCUCAAUGAGUGUUGGAGCUGAGACACAAAUACAGACAGGUUAUUCACAAAACUCUAUGACUAGAUCUGAAAACUAUUCCAUACACUCUCAUGACUCUUUGAAUUCACGCCUUAGUUCCGGUUCGAAAACACAAAAUUUUGGUAUAUAUAUCAAAACUCCAGUCCCACUCCACCUUACAUGCCGAUUCAAGGUACAAGGCGAUCAAAUUCUAGCGAAGAUCGUAAAAAGAAAACCAAGGACAAUAAAUGUACUCAUCAAUAAAACUCUACAAGAUAUUUAAACAAACAAAAAAAAAAAAAGAAAACUCUCCAAACAUUUAUACCAUAUUCAAACAUACAA
Messenger RNA from Lucilia cuprina (Australian sheep blowfly), 4011 nucleotides. RefSeq lists its product as uncharacterized. The coding region runs from base 1586 to 3952 and encodes 788 amino acids. The record is from RefSeq and is a predicted model, not a curated record. The transcript has 9 exons. Lineage: Eukaryota; Metazoa; Arthropoda; Insecta; Diptera; Calliphoridae.